UCAUUGCAAAAUAGAGGACGAGCUGUUUUGAUUUUGAGUUUCAGUCUUUGAGCACAGUUCUUGUUUGAGAUUUCAUUAAGCAGUCUAGGUUUCUUUCCCGGCAUUACAGCCAUUGUGGUUGCCAGAUGUUGCGCGCACGUGCAUGUGUGUGCGUGAGUAUGGAACGCACAGAGCCUGCUCCUUCCUGUUCCAGCUCCUUUUUCCUCCAGCUUCUUCAGUGACGCAGGAAAUGAGCCCUGAGCACUCACUCGCUUCCUCCAUGGCUGUUCAGAUUGUGGAGCUCCUUUUUUGUCAAACGACUCGGCUAGUCUUUAUUUCUGGAUUUAUUUCAUGACAUCAUCUCCCUUGAGGAAUACUGGGAUAAUUCCUUUGAGAGCUUAUUCUCGCCUGACUUUAAAAAAUCCUGUACUGGACGAAUCCAAGCUCAGAUUGCAGCAGCAAUGCCAGUGGUCUCCAUCUCCUAUCUUCAUGUUUCAGAUUUGUUUUGUUCUGCCUACUUUUAGUUAAGAUUUUCUGUUAUUCUUUCUGUAAGCAUGAGGAAACUGACUUACACAAUGUCAAAUGUUAGUUUAGAUCUUCGGUAAACUUUAGUUUCCUGUUGAAUUCUUGUGCUAUUGGUGAAGUUUCUUGUGUGGAUUUAUCUGGGUACUCUGAGACUAUGGGUUGUGUGUUUAGCUUACCUGAGGAACGAUUGGCCGCUGCUAACAGACCCUCGGCUGCCAGGGAAACGAGUUUCAUCGAGAAAAUGAAGAAAACAGGCAAGAACAUAGUGGUGUUCUAUGGCUCACAAACCGGCACUGCUGAAGAAUUUGCCAACAGGCUCUCUAAAGAUGCCCACCGUUAUGGCAUGAAGGGCAUGGCAGCAGAUCCAGAGGAAUACGAUAUGAAUGAACUCUCUCGAUUAAAAGACAUCAACAACUCUUUGGCUAUCUUCUGCAUGGCCACGUAUGGAGAGGGAGACCCUACAGAUAACGCCCAGGAUUUCUAUGACUUACUACAGGAGGGAGAUCUCGACCUGGAUGGAGUUAAUUUUACGGUGUUCGCACUUGGCAAUAAAACCUACGAGCAUUACAAUGCCAUGGGCAAGUAUGUGGAUAAAAGGUUAGAUGAGCUCGGUGCCCAGAGGAUCUUUGACCUUGGCAUGGGAGACGACGAUGGCAACCUUGAAGAGGACUUUGUGUCUUGGAGAGAGCAGUUCUGGCCAGCAGUGUGUGAACACUUUGGAGUUGAACCUACUGGUGAAGAGUCCAGCAUCCGUCAGUAUGAGCUGAAGAUCCACGAGGACUUGAACAUGAAUAAGAUUUACACCGGUGAACUCGGCCGCUUGAAGAGCUUCGAGAACCAGAAACCGCCAUUCGAUUCUAAGAAUCCCUUCCUUGCUCCUGUCACCGUUAACCGCAAACUCAACAAAGGAGGUGACCGACACUUGAUGCAUUUGGAGCUGGACAUCACAGGAUCUAAGAUCAGAUAUGAGUCAGGAGACCACGUGGCUGUGUAUCCCACUAACAACUCCAGCAUUGUAAAUAGACUGGGAGAAGUCCUCGGCGUAGACCUUGAUGCCAUUAUCUCACUGAACAACCUUGAUGAGGAGUCCAACAAGAAACACCCAUUCCCAUGCCCCACCACGUACCGCACUGCUCUAACACAUUACCUGGACAUCACCAAUUCGCCACGCACAAACGUUCUCUAUGAGCUCGCCCAGUAUGCCUCCGACCCCAAAGACCAAGAGAACAUGCGCAAGAUGGCAUCCUCUUCCCCUGAGGGCAAGGCACUGUACCAGAGCUGGGUCUUGGAUGCAAGUCGAAAUAUUUUGGCUAUCCUGGAAGACCUGCCAUCCCUGCGGCCACCCAUCGACCACCUGUGCGAGCUUCUUCCCCGUCUGCAGGCUCGUUAUUAUUCCAUUGCAUCCUCCUCUAAGGUUCACCCCAACAGCAUUCACAUCUGUGCUGUGGUUGUUGAGUACAAAACUAAGACAAACCGCAUCAACAAGGGUGUUGCUACCAACUGGCUCAGGGCUAAAAUUCCUACAGACAACGGGCACAAGGCCACCGUUCCUAUGUACAUCCGCAAGUCCCAAUUCCGGCUUCCCUUCAAGGCCAGCAACCCAGUCAUCAUGAUUGGCCCCGGCACAGGCAUUGCACCAUUCAUGGGCUUCAUUCAGGAGCGCUCCUGGCUUAAAGCGCAAGGUAAGGAUGUGGGAAAGACUGUACUGUACUUCGGUUGCCGUCAUAAAUCCGAAGACUUUUUGUAUCAAGAGGAGCUGGAGGAAUUUGAGAAAUCAGGAGCACUGACGCAGCUCAAUGUGGCCUUCUCCAGGGAUCAGGAGAACAAGAUAUAUGUGCAGCACCUGCUGAAGAAGAACAAGGAAGAUGUCUGGAGGCAGAUACAUGGAGAAAAUGCGCACAUUUACAUUUGCGGAGAUGCGCGUAACAUGGCGAGGGACGUGCAGACCGUUUUCUACGAGAUAGCCGAGGAGUUCGGGGGUAUGACACGUACCCAGGCUACAGAUUACAUCAAGAAACUGAUGACCAAAGGACGCUACUCGCAGGACGUCUGGAGUUAAAGAGCCUCCGCCACCUCUUUACAUGUCCUUUAAAUCUGUAGUGUUUUUGCAGGACUGCUUUAAAUGGAAUAUUUUUGAACUUGCUUAAGUAACAACACAGGCACAGAGACAUGUAGCUCCCUGAAAAACAAAUCUGAACGAUAGAAAGGUGCUCAUAUUCUGAAUCCAUUUCUACAGAUUUAACUCGGUGUACAUAAAUCUAGUUUCAUACUUUGUGUUGUAACUAUUUGACCCAAAUAUAUUUAGUAGUGAGACAUCUAGUAGGCUCUGUAAUGUAAACAGUGCAGCUCACAUGCUACGGUAUGAUCAUCAUCAUUAUUAUUAUUAUUAGUGUUGGUGGAAAGCUACCGAAGGUAGUCUUUAAACUUAUUCAUAAACUUUAUUUGAAAUCAAGUCAAUAACAAUUGCCAGUAAUAACAAUCUUUGACCUGUUAUAUAGAGGUGAUUAUGAUGAAGGUCCUGUUAGUUAGAGCUAAGCACUUGAUGCUAUUUGUAAUGUAGCCUACAUGCAGAAAAUGGCUAUUACAUAGUCAGCUGUUGAAGAAUCAAGACCGGGAAUCAAAUAAUUCAGAAUAUACUUUAGUUUUUAAUGUUAAAAUGUCUUUCUGGAAUUUGUUCUUUUCAGUUUUUUGAGCAGUCUCUCUUGCACACACACACACACACACACACACACACACACACACACAUGGGCAACAUGUCAAAUAAUGUAAUUUUCAAGUUUAUCAAUCCAUAUUUUACAUUUUGCAUAUGAAUGUUAAAAGCUUUUAACCUGCCUCAAAUGUAUUUUCUUUUCCAUUCGAAUCUUGUAGCAUUACAUCAUGAAAAUAUGUAUCAUAUGAGUUGUGUGAAUAAAAUGUGUACGGUUAUAAGUAGGACAUUCCCAGCUUGCCUUUUUUAAUGUAAUCAGUACAAAUGCUUUUCCUCAUCGCUUUAGAAAAUGCUCGAGCUAUGCUUAACAUUCACUUGCAGAAUUAACGAGACUGUAUGUGUUUGUUUCCGAGUCAACAUGUGCCUUAUGGAAAGCAUUUCUUGCCUUGUCAUUAUAAAUGAAAAUUUGUGAAAUUUGCAGAUCAGCAAUGCAUUAUUUUGGAAGGGAAUAUGUUUAUGUAAAUGCGUACAGUUGCUGUUACCUAUUUUUGUCAGCAUCAUACAGUUUUAUAUGCAAUUAAUGUUUCUUAUCGUAUUGCUAUCUAAGCAUGUCUUUUUAAAUUAAUAAAAUUCAGAUUUAAUUUCA
Silurus meridionalis is the source of this 3797-nucleotide messenger RNA. It is a transcript of the gene porb, whose product is annotated as P450 (cytochrome) oxidoreductase b. The coding region runs from base 659 to 2563 and encodes 634 amino acids. The transcript has 15 exons. NCBI's taxonomy places the organism in Eukaryota, Metazoa, Chordata, Actinopteri, Siluriformes, Siluridae. Gene Ontology annotation, molecular function: flavin adenine dinucleotide binding; NADPH-hemoprotein reductase activity; FMN binding. Gene Ontology annotation, cellular component: cytosol. The record is from RefSeq and is a predicted model, not a curated record. Gene Ontology annotation, biological process: response to hormone.